Messenger RNA from Trichomonas vaginalis G3, 1716 nucleotides. Its product is annotated as positive regulation of myosin-light-chain-phosphatase protein. Gene Ontology annotation, cellular component: cytoplasm; nucleus. The coding region runs from base 1 to 1716 and encodes 571 amino acids. The transcript has a single exon. The record is from RefSeq and is a predicted model, not a curated record. NCBI's taxonomy places the organism in Eukaryota, Parabasalia, Trichomonadida, Trichomonadidae. Gene Ontology annotation, molecular function: protein binding.
AUGAGUUCUGUUCAAACACAUUUAACACAGAUUGCUGAAGCCAUCAAAGCAGGACAAGAUACCACUAAGCUUGAACAGACUGUUAGUGAUAUGAUUUUUUGUUUUCUUGAACAACCAAUUUUUUAUAAACUCCCAAUCGAACUAAUUUCUCGUUGCAUUAAGAAUUCAGGUGAAAUAUUCACUGAAAAGAAUCUAAAUUUCAUAUUAGCAAACUUAUCUAACGCUCUUAAUAAAGAUGCAACAAAAUUAUUCGAUCCAAUCAAAACGUGCACUGCAGAUCAGCUUUCUAAUGCCUUAUCUAAGAUCGAAAUUUGCCCAGAUUUGGCACAACCAUUACCUAUUCCUGAAUCAGAUUUCAUUGCUACGCAACCUCCUUCUCCUAUUGAACUCCUUCGUCGUUACAAUGACGCCCAGUUAGAACUUGCACGUGCUCAAUUCACCAAAUCGAUCCAAGAACUACGUGAUAGCCUCAAAACUUCACAAGAAGAAAUUGCUAAAGGUCCAGAAAGGAUUAACGAAGCUCAGGCUAUCGGUAAUAAGCAGAUUGAAGAGAAGAAAGCACAAUUCAAGCAAGAAGAAGACGAACUUCUUAAAAAAGUUCAAGAUUUAGAAAAAAGAUACGACGAUUUACUUGUUAAAUUAAGCGAAAACCCACAGCAACGCGAAUUUUACGACAAAUACAUGAGUCUCCAGCAUCAGUACAUGCAAGAAAGGACUGAAUUAGAGCAGAGAUUGAAUAAAGAAGUUGCUCCUCUCAAAGCACAAGUCGAUAGCUACGUACAACAGCUCAACCAAGAGAAGGAGGCCCAGAAGCAGAAGGAAGUCCAAGAAGUAAGGCAAGCUGCAGCAAAUUUGAGAAAACAAAAGAAAGCCAAAGAGCAAACAAAGACAGAAGAACAACCAAAGCAACAAAAACAACAAAAGAGGAAGGAAGAGACACAAGAGGAUAUGAUGGAAGGCUUAGAAGAACAAGAAGAAGAUAUAUCUGUUCCUCUUGCCAUUCCAGAGCAUCCAGUACCUGUCAAACCAAUCAACAAACCAAAGCCAACGCCAUUACCAACGAAAUUUACAAGUAUUUUCGAUGCAAUUUUGCUUCAUAACAUUGAUGAAGUCAAAAAGUUCAUCGAAAAGAAGAAAUCAAUUGUUAACGAACGUGGUAACAUGAGAAUUACGCCAUUUACUACUGCUGCUCUCGAGGAUGAUCUCGAAAUUAUGAAAAUCCUCCACGAGAACGGCGCCGAUCCAAAUAUUACAGAUGGAACUGGCCGUACAGCCUUCCAUAUUGCUGCUGCUAAGGAAUCUAGGAAAGUUAUUGAGUUCCUUGCAGAUAUCAAAGCAGAUAUAAGUAUUAAAGAUAAAGAUGGUCGUAAAGUAACAGAUAUCAUUCGCGAGCGUGAAGAAUCCCAUAACAAAAUGCAGGAAGCUUGUAAAGAAAACGAUGUUAGAAAACUUGGAGAUGUUCUUAGAAAGUGGCCGGACAUGGUUUCAACUGUUUUCAGAGGGGGAAUCACUCCAUUACAUUUGGCUGCUGGUUUUGACUCUCAGAAGAUUUGCCAGAAGCUUUUACAGUGGGGAGCCGAUAUUAAUGCUGUAGAUGAUAACGGAAAUACACCUCUCCAUUACGCUGUUCAAUAUGAUGCACCUCAUACGUCUAGAUACUUGCUUAGAUCAGCUGCUGAUGCAACAAUUAAGAAUAAGGCUGGUAAACUCCGUUAG